Messenger RNA from Rosa rugosa (rugosa rose), 1479 nucleotides. Its product is annotated as ankyrin repeat-containing protein BDA1-like. Gene Ontology annotation, molecular function: protein binding. Lineage: Eukaryota; Viridiplantae; Streptophyta; Magnoliopsida; Rosales; Rosaceae. The transcript has 2 exons. Bases 1 to 1371 code for a protein of 456 amino acids. The record is from RefSeq and is a predicted model, not a curated record.
AUGGAAGGCAUGGGAAACUUGCUUUAUGAGGCAGCACUAGAAGGCAAUCUGACAACCCUAACAGAUUUGCUCAACCAAGAUAGACUGGCCCUUGACAGGUUCGUCGUCGAUAGUUUCUCCGAGACUCCUCUGCACGUAGCAGCCAUGCUUGGCCACCUCGAUUUCACGAAGGAGAUUUUGCGCCGGAAACCUGAACUUGCACAAGAGCUGGAUUUGAAACGAUCCUCGCCUCUUCACUUGGCAUCGGCAAAAGGGUAUCUGGGAAUAGUGAGAGAGCUGUUGAGGGUUAACCCUGAAAUGUGCCAUGCACGCGAUCGAGAUGGAAGAAACCCAAUCCACCUUGCUGCCAUGAAAGGCCGGGUUGGAGUGUUGAGGGAUUUGGUCAGAGAGGCUCCUAGUGCUGCCAGGGCAACUGUGGACGAGGGAGGGACUGUGUUCCAUUUAUGCGUCAAACAUAAUCAGCUGGAGGCUAUUAAGGUUCUGGUGGAGAUUAUGGAUGAUUACGAUCAAUUUGUGAAUGCUAAGGAUGAUUAUGGAAUGACCAUCUUGCACCUAGCAGUUGGUGACAAACAGAUUGAGACAGUAAGGUUUUUGCUUAUGUAUGGUAGAGCAGAGGUGAAUGCUGUAAAUGCAAACGGCUUCACGGAACUUGACAUUCUCACACAAAGUCGUAGAGAUGUAAAAGAUUUCGACAUCUCAGAGUGCCUCCGAGGAGCUGGAGCCUUAAGAACUAGUCCACAGAGAAGCACCAACAGUAACCACAUCAUGAUGAACUUGCUCUCACACAGAACUACUGAAUAUACAGGCGCUAAUAAUACACACAACUUGAGUAAGACCGGACAAGUGGAAAGGAUUUCAAAGAGGAGAGACGCGUUGAUGGUUGUAGCAUCACUGAUCGCAACCAUGGCUUUUCAAUCUGGGCUCAACCCUCCCGGUGGGCUUUGGCAAGACGACUCGCCGGAUCACCAGGCAGGACAAGCAAUCAUGGCUUUCAAAUACCCAACACAAUACUCCUACUACCUCUCUAUCAACACCAUUGGUUUCAUUGCCUCCCUAAGCAUCAUUUUGCUGCUGAUCACACGGUUUCCUUUCCACCACAGAUUUUUCAUGUGGCUUUUAACAGCCAUUAUGAACUUGGCGAUCACAUCCAUGGCUAUUACUUACGCCGAAUCGAUUUUCAUUUUCACGCCAAAAAGUCAGGAGAGCAGUGUAAACAAAGUGAUCAAGUACGGUAUAAUUGCGUGGUCCUUCGUCGUGACCCUUCUGUUGCUGCUGCAAACCUUGCGUCUCCUAGAAAUUCUGAUUCAAAAGUUCGACAAGUUAAUGCCGAAAAGAAGAGUACAUACUGCCUUCACAGAUAGUUUGCCCUAAUUAAUCACACCAGCAGUGCUUCUAUCUUUCAUUGAGUGAUGAAGUUAUAGUACGUUUAUGCAGUUCCUCCAUAAUCAGGCUUUAAUUUGUAAACAUUGUACAUAUAUA